Molecule: messenger RNA, 403 nt
Organism: Drosophila yakuba
Lineage: Eukaryota; Metazoa; Arthropoda; Insecta; Diptera; Drosophilidae
Exons: 1
Coding region: 1-255 (84 amino acids)
Source: RefSeq, a predicted model, not a curated record
AUGCAGCACUACAACAACAACUACUACUACUAUUACAACUACAACUUGAGCUAUGAGCCGCCAGAAGAUCGAUCGCUGGGCGGCGGGGGAAAGCGGAGCGUUCGCCGACUGCAGCAACUGGUGCGAAGGACGCGGCACGAGCUGCAGCAGUGGCCGCUGCUGAUGCAGCUGCUCCUGUUCGUGCUUUGGCUAAAUGCCAAGUUCUGGCAGCUGGUCAACGAACAGGUGACCUAUCGCCGCAGGAGGUGGCACUGAGGGGCGAAGGACAGCCGGUCCGCGUGUUGCUUGGUAUGAGUUCGAUCUAGGCUUAAGUUGUGAAAAUUAUGCCCACACUCUUACAAUCUCAUCUCAAUAAAAAUAAUCAAAAUUCGCUGCGUAGUGGAAGCAGCGAACUUCAGCCAAA